Syngnathus typhle (broad-nosed pipefish) is the source of this 2532-nucleotide messenger RNA. It is a transcript of the gene shmt2, whose product is annotated as serine hydroxymethyltransferase 2 (mitochondrial). NCBI's taxonomy places the organism in Eukaryota, Metazoa, Chordata, Actinopteri, Syngnathiformes, Syngnathidae. Gene Ontology annotation, molecular function: serine binding; pyridoxal phosphate binding; zinc ion binding. Gene Ontology annotation, cellular component: cytosol; mitochondrial inner membrane; mitochondrial matrix. Gene Ontology annotation, biological process: tetrahydrofolate interconversion; protein homotetramerization; regulation of oxidative phosphorylation. Bases 1 to 1632 code for a protein of 543 amino acids. The record is from RefSeq and is a predicted model, not a curated record. The transcript is spliced from 12 exons.
AUGCCUUUCCCCCGUUCGUGGCCGCGUCACUAUCCGUUGCCAACAACUUGCUCAGCCCUCUCACGGAUUGUGUGUGACAGCGGCGUGGCUGCAGGCGAGCUGCUUCUUCUCUGGAAAACUGGAAAAAUGCUGUCCUUCGCUGUCAGACAACUGGCUCGGCCAUUGUGCCAGCGUACCCCAGCUCGCAUCUGCGUACGCGGCCAACAGUCUCACGCUGCCAGCCGUGUGGUGGACGAAGAGCGGCCAUGGACGGGCCAGGAAAGUCUGGCUCAGGACGACCCGGAGAUGUGGGACCUGCUGUUGAAGGAGAAAGACCGGCAGUGUCGUGGUUUGGAGCUAAUUGCAUCAGAGAAUUUCUGCAGCCGAGCUGCUCUGGAGGCUCAGGGCUCUUGUCUGAACAACAAAUACUCCGAAGGCUACCCGGGGAGAAGAUACUACGGCGGAGCAGAAGUGGUGGAUCAAAUUGAGCUUCUGUGCCAAAAACGAGCCCUGGAGGCUUUCGACUUGGAUCCGGCCAAGUGGGGUGUCAAUGUCCAGCCUUACUCAGGCUCUCCCGCCAACUUUGCCGUCUACACUGCUGUGCUCAACCCCCAUGACCGCAUCAUGGGUCUGGACCUACCGGACGGAGGACAUUUGACCCAUGGCUAUAUGUCAGAUGUGAAGAGGAUCUCAGCCACCUCCAUCUAUUUUGAGUCCAUGCCCUACAAACUCAAUCCUGCGACAGGACUCAUCGACUACGACCAGAUGGAGCUGACGGCCAAGCUGUUCAGGCCCCGGCUCAUCAUCGCCGGCACCAGCGCCUACGCCCGCCUCAUUGACUACGCUCGCAUCAAGAAGCUGUGCACUGACAUCAAGGCCUACAUGCUGGCCGACAUGGCGCACAUCAGCGGCCUGGUGGCAGCCAAAGCCAUCCCGUCUCCAUUCGAACACGCUGACAUGGUCACGUCCACUACACACAAGUCCCUCCGAGGUGCCAGGGCGGGUCUCAUCUUCUACCGCAAAGGCCUUCGCUCCGUGGACAAGAAGGGCAAGGAAAUUAUGUACAACCUGGAGGACAAGAUCAACUUCUCAGUCUUCCCCUCACUGCAGGGUGGUCCUCACAACCACGCCAUCGCAGGGGUUGCUGUGGCACUCCGACAGGCUCAAUCGCCAAUGUUUAAGGAGUAUAUUGCGAGGGUCAUCAAGAACUCCAAGGCCAUGGCUGAUGCGCUGCUCAGCAAAGGCUACACCUUGGUGUCAGGGGGGACAGAAAACCACCUGGUUCUGGUUGAUUUGCGGCCAAAGGGCAUCGACGGCGCCCGAGCCGAAAGGGUGCUGGAGCUGGUCUCUAUCACGGCCAACAAGAACACCUGCCCCGGCGACAAGAGUGCCCUGACUCCAGGAGGCCUCAGGCUUGGCGCUCCAGCUCUGACCUCCAGGCAGUUCAAAGAAGCCGACUUUGUGCGGGUCGUGGAGCUCAUGGACGAGGGCUUCCAGAUCGCCUUGGACGUGAAGAAAAAGACCGGAAAGCUCCAGGACUUUAAGAACUUCCUACUGGAGGACCCUGAGACGGUGGGCCGUAUUGCUGAGCUGCGCCACCGCGUGGAAGCGUUCGCCAGGCCUUUCCCAAUGCCGGGCUUCCAUGAUCAUUAGAGAGAGCGCCAAGUUAAGAAAAAUAAAUAAAUUGAAGCCUUGUAUUGAGAUUUAACAAUAAGGUUUGCCAGAUUUUAUAGAAGAGAAGAACCUAUUUUCUAUUGUACGUUUAAAAGACUGUUGCCGAUGUUCAUUGAGAGACACUCGCUAGUCUUAAUGUUGGAAAGCAACUAACGCAGCAUCACUCAUUUAGACGGGGUUUGCCAAGGUUUUUUUUCUAUCAUCCGAUCCUUUCGUCCUGCAUCUCAUUAUCCAGCCAAGGGAAAGCUGUGUUACUACAUGAAAGUCAUCUCUGCUAUUUAUGCUACAAACAGUUGUCACUGUUGCAUGAAUUGUGAUAAUUUUGUCAGCAGAUUUUACAACAAUGGUUUCCAACCCCAUUUCAAACAUCAUUCUCCCCUCUUCAUUGCAUCAAAAUUUAAAAACUCGGCUAUGUUGAGUUUGUAAGUUCUCCCGUUGCAUGGGUUUUCUGCAGCCUACUCCCACAUUCCAAAAGCAUGAAGACUCAAAAUUGUCCUUCCAAGUGAAUGGUUGUUUGUCUAUGUGGCUUGCCAUUCACUGGCAACCAAUCCAGGGUCUACCCUGCUUUUUUUUUUCUUCUUCAACAGGGAUAGGCUCCAGCUAACCCACGACCAACGACAAGCACCAUUGAAAAUAGAUAAAUGGGAAGAAAAACUGACAAGCACAAUAUUUUGUAUAGCUAAUACAUUUCAACUAAAUAUUGUUUUUCACAAAAUAUAUUGGGUUCACAGACCGUUAUAAUCACUGCAUCAGUGAUAAAUUUGUGUCUGUCUUUUCUUCCUUUGCACAGCAUCUCUUGAAAGAAUACAUGUUGCCAAAACAUCCAUUUUAUGUCUCCCAUGCAACAUUGACAGUCUUAAUAAAAUCAACUCAAAGUAA